GUUUACUGGAUAAAAGCAAGCUGCAAUUAGUCAAGGAUGGUCAUGGGAAGAGCGUAGCCAGUAAGAAAGAGGUUUUGGACCGUCCUUGGCAGUGGAUAUGAUUACAUUUUACGAGGACAGGAACUUCCAAGGUCGUAGUUAUGAGUGCAGCAAUGACUGCACAGACCUGCACUCCUACUUCAGCCGCUGUAACUCCAUCAGGGUGGAGAGUGGCUGUUUUAUGAUCUAUGAGCGCCCCAACUACAUGGGCCACCAGUAUUACAUGAGAAGGGGAGAAUAUCCUGAUUACCAGCGUUGGAUGGGCUUCAGUAGCUGUAUCCGAUCAUGCCGUAUGAUUCCAAUGUACCGGGGUUCAUAUAGGAUGCGAAUCUACGAGAAGGCCGACUUUAGCGGUCACAUGAUGGAGUUCAUGGAUGACUGUCCCUGUGUGUCUGAUCGUUUCCACCACCGCCACGUCUACUCCUGUAAUAUCAUGAACGGCUUCUGGAUCUUCUACGAGUAUCCCAACUACCGGGGACGACAGUACUUCCUAAGAGCCGGAGAGUACAGGAGAUACCGUGAAUGGUGCGCCACCUGCGCCAUUGUAGGCUCCUUUAGACGGGUCACUGACUUUUAGCCAUCCUGCUCAAGCACUUGCUGUAAAUACAUGCUUAGUUAUUAAAAUGGUUACAUUUUUAA
Molecule: messenger RNA, 678 nt
Organism: Salmo salar (Atlantic salmon)
Lineage: Eukaryota; Metazoa; Chordata; Actinopteri; Salmoniformes; Salmonidae
Product: gamma-crystallin M1
Biological process (GO): lens development in camera-type eye; visual perception
Molecular function (GO): structural constituent of eye lens
Source: RefSeq, a predicted model, not a curated record